Molecule: messenger RNA, 1417 nt
Organism: Bemisia tabaci
Lineage: Eukaryota; Metazoa; Arthropoda; Insecta; Hemiptera; Aleyrodidae
Product: lysozyme
Molecular function (GO): lysozyme activity
Source: RefSeq, a predicted model, not a curated record
GUUUCUUGUGCGUUCAUUACUCGCGAGUUAUGAGAGCAGCCCGGGUUCGGACCUAUCAGUUACCAUCGGGUCCGACGUCCUGACGCAGCCGCGUGCUGGAGAAAACGCUUGUCCCAAACACAACCGUGUCUCCAUUACCCCGCGAAAAAACAAAACAAAAAAAACCAUCGUUCGAUCGAUUAAACCGCGAAUUCGACCAAGUGCAAAGAGUGUUGUUUAUGUAAGAUUUCAUCCCGAUCUCCAUGUAACAUUGUUCCACUUUAUCUCGUCUGUGUCUAUCGAUACCUUAGCGUCGGUAAUCAGUGAUCGUUCGUGUUAAAAAGGCCGCAAAAGGCGGAAGCCGUUUAAUUUCGACGCGCACUCGUGAUCUACGGAAGGUAGCUGACGUCAUCCUAACCUUUCGCCUGUGAAUUUAGAGAUAGAGCUGUUUUGAAGAUAAGCCGAGGUGUCAACCUUUGUUUUGCGGGCCGCAGCGGUGGGGACUCCAUAAUGGUCUACUCUCCAUUCCUGACGUACUUUAGGACUAAGGGCAGUGAAUAAAAUGCUUUUGCAAGCUAGUUUUUUGGUGAUUUUAGUUGUCUCCGUCGCAGUCAGAGAGGCGAACGGGAAAUUCAUAUCGAAUCUGAGUCCUGUGUGCAUGCGAUGUCUGUGCCACGCGUCGAGCAACUGCAACCUGUCCCAGGGAUGCUCGCAGGGAUACUGCGGCCCGUUCUUCUUCAACAGGGAGUACUGGGAAGAUGCCGGCCGACCCACGCUGUCCGCCGACGAUGACCCUGACAGGGAUCAAGCUUUUGCGGAUUGUGCGAGAGACUUUCGUUGCGCCGAGAGAGCAGUAGAAAACUACAUGUCUAAGUGGGGUUUGGACUGCAACGGCGAUGAAGUAACGGACUGUGAUGACUAUGCUUUAAUCCAUUUCAACGGCCACAACGACUGCAACCAAGCCAUCGAGGGUACUAAUUUUGGACGCCGCUACGCCACCUGCCGGCCGAGGCCAGUCGAGGUGACAAGUAAGGAUCCUUGAGAAGCAUUUGUUCUCUACCUCUCAAGCUGCUAUAUCAGGAAUGAAGGCAGUUAGGAGCUUUUAUAUGCUUUUCAAAGACAUUUCACGCUGUUAGUGCGUGAAAAUUCCAAUUUUUUACGAACGAAUAUCCUCCCUUCUGGAGGUAUAUUAUAGCUCUCAAAGAGAUUAUAACAAAAUUGUAAAAACGAUUUUCAUGGACCUCCAUAGGUUUUCCAUGGGGCAAGGUUAUGAGCUUGUCUCCCCAGUACGUGUACAUAGUAUCUCAAUUUUGUAAAAUAUUUUAUCUUUCUAUAUCUUUUCCUUCUCCCAUCGUAUAUUUAUUGAAAAAAAGUCUUAAAUUAUUAAAACAAUUUUAUACUAAAAUGUAAUUUUUUAAUAAAACGUACUUGUGUUUCA